CCGAAAGUUACACGGAGCACUAUUGAUGUGCGACGGGGAGAAAAUGGCAGCGGCCAUGGUGCAAAUGGCCUGCAUGUACCGGGGGAUGUUAGCGGUGAGAGCUGCGGGGAUUCGACCCCUUAUUCCUGGACUUGUGCCGAAUCAAAUCAGGGCUUUUUCUAUGACGAAAGAACCGGAAUUACAGGAAAACCCGUAUUAUAGUAAAUAUGAAGAGAAGAUCAGUAAACUGCGGAGCAACAAACCUCAAGAAUACAAAGUCCGCCUGGAGAAGUGCAGUGACAUAAAGAAGGAGCCUGUUGGACACUCAAAACAAGCUGACUUCAUUAAACUAAUGGAGCAGGAGAAAGAUAAGGAAAACAAAAAUGGACCUGAAGGUUUUACCAAAAACAAGACUUUAGAUUCUAUCCUCAACCUUAACAUGGUGAAGGACAAGUCUGGUCCUGAAAUUGAAGAGCUUUGGAUGAACUACUUCUCAACAAAAGACACAAUCAGUGCUGUCAUACCAGGUUCAACCUAUGAGAAGAUUAUCAACCGUGCCAAGUUGUGCCCAACGUUUCUGUAUGCUCUGCCCCGAAAAGAAGGAUACGAAUUCUUUUUGGGUCAGUGGGCUGGUCAGGAGCUACACUUCACCUCCCUCAUCAACAUUCAGACUUUGGGAGAAAACGCUCCCAGCCAGCUGAUUCUGUACCACUACUCAGACCUGAAGCAGGACAAGAACAUUGUUCUCAUGACUGCUGAGAUGGAUAGCAAGUUUAUCACUGUUCAUGAAGCCCAAUGUUUGGCCAAUGAGGUGCAGUUAUUCUAUGCAGCUCAGAAACAUGAGACUUUUCAACUAGUAGAGACGUUCAACCACAGACCGACGGAGUUCAAACACAUGUCUGUGAUCGCAGAGCUCGAGCAGAGUGGGAUAGGACAUACAGUCACUGCAAAGUAACACCCCUUCCUGUGGAAUCAAGGCUGGAGGAAUUAUGCCUAAAGAAUCGAAAGGACACUUGGAGGAAGCUGUCUAGUGUAGAUCUCUUCCAUAUUACUGAUUGUGCUAGCCAUCAGUGCAAUUAUCAUCUUAUAAUCCUACCUAAUUCCUACAUGGAUAGAGCUGAUGUACACAAUCUCUGUGUUGCCUUCACAAGCUCACGUCCCCUUGAGAAUACUUAGUUACAUAGUGUGGUCUGUUUUUUUUCCUGUAUAACAGUAAAUAAGGUAUUUAUGUAAAUACUUACAUAAGGAAUGUAGAAUUUGCCACCAUGGACCACUAAACGCAACCUUUCCUUCUCCGUGAUAGAGUAAAGGAGUCUGAAGCUUGACUCUAAAUUAUUUAAUCUUAUACUUUGAAAGACAAUUAUUUAUGCAACACUGAGGUUGUGAACGUGAUUUAUGAUAAUUGUGUACAUGAGGGCAGGAUAUAAAUAGUAUUUUGUUUGGAAUCUGAUAAAAGACUCUUCUAGAUAUUGUUGGCUUUGAAUGCAGUCUGAUGCGUAUGUACUUAUAUAUGAACGACUUUGCCAUAUUAACUGAACAUAGGUAUUUCAUAUUUGUAUUUUAUAAGAGUAAGUGUGAAAAUUGUGUGUUGCAACUUUGACAUCUUACUGGUAAUAAAAUAUGGUGUAAGAGUGAAGUUGUUUAAUAAACCUGAAACACUUAAACCACUGUCUAAAAAUGUAUUAAUUUAAUUAAUGUGGUCAUUUUAGAUUUUAUGCCAAUUUAACUGAUGGCAAAACAUGGUAUAAUGAUUGUAAUAAUGAUGUUGUAAUACACUUUCACACAACUUA
Messenger RNA from Tachysurus fulvidraco (yellow catfish), 1769 nucleotides. RefSeq names its product ATP synthase mitochondrial F1 complex assembly factor 1 (gene atpaf1). The record is from RefSeq and is a predicted model, not a curated record. Gene Ontology annotation, biological process: mitochondrial proton-transporting ATP synthase complex assembly. The transcript is spliced from 9 exons. Bases 26 to 934 code for a protein of 302 amino acids. Gene Ontology annotation, cellular component: mitochondrion. Lineage: Eukaryota; Metazoa; Chordata; Actinopteri; Siluriformes; Bagridae.